This is a messenger RNA of Owenia fusiformis, 1642 nucleotides long. The record is from the annotation of a GenBank genome assembly. Lineage: Eukaryota; Metazoa; Annelida; Polychaeta; Sabellida; Oweniidae.
CCUGCCAUAAUUGGACUAACUGGACAUUAUGAUGACAGAUUGGUCUCAAAUGGAUGAUGAAUGAUACACAACUGAGAAACAUACCAACAUGAUUUCUUAAUCACUGACAAAUACAAUCGCUCGGGAAACAUUGGAAUCAAACAAUUGAUGCACAUGUUAAGAUGGCUAAAUGGAAAAAAGAAACAAAUAAUGGACAGUGAUAAGAAAAAACAUUUUUUUAAAAAUAAUAAAAAGUGAUAUUGAUAUUUGAUAUUAACGACAAAACAAGAUGAAAGUGGGAGGCAUAUACGUUCUGCUACAUGUACAUGUGGUAUACACCAUACAACAAGCUGGAUUCUUUAAAUUGAUACAGAAUGACCAUAAAUUGCCCGGUUACAUCAUACAACAAAAGAUGGUCGACUCCAAGGCUGAAUGUGCCCAGUUAUGUAUCACACGCAACUGUUUCUCAUUUAAUAUUGACAAUGAUAACAUGAAUGAGAAACUCUGUGAAGUAAACUCCGAGAGCCUACAGUUUCAAGGGACAUCGUUGACGCCCCAAACUGGUUCAGACCACUACCAAAAGGUUCCUGAUAUAUUCAAUGUGCAUGCAGUGUGGUACCAUGGUAAUACAGGUAACAUAUAUGCCCUUACUGAUGAUAGAAUUGUCUACAUCUAUGCAGAUGAAAACUCCCUACAUAAGCCUCCCAUGCAGGUGACAGACCUUGACAAUAUGCUCCCCAGUCUGACGACCAAUGAGAUCCAUGAUAUUCAGUUCAUGUAUGCACCAACAAUAAACUUCACCAGGGUGUUCGAAGGUGCAAACAUCUGGCUCUACGAGAAAGACCUCCCAAAGACGUCACCGAACUAUUUCCCAAAAGCCGCAAGCUUUGUUUACGGAGUUGGCAUUCCAGCUGCCCCAGAUGCUGUAUUCAUGACGGCAAGUGCAUAUUUCGUGAAGGACAACAUCAUUUUCAUAUCAAACGGAAGCGUCAUUGACAGCUAUGACAUCACAGACCCUAAUCCUACAAAAGAGUUCCAGAAUGUCCCGGUGAUUAAUGGUAUCACCUCGGCAACAGAAACAGGAACGACAGGAGUGUUUUUGUUUUUUGAGAACAGUGCAUUUAUCAGAUACGACACGGCAACUAAACUGUACACGAAAUCACGCUUACAUGGCCCACAGUGAUUUAUAUCAAACAUAUGUUGAACAUUAUAGACAAAUUAUUAGAAAAAGGACAAUGCCCAUAUAUACUUGCAAUCUGCAACCAUUAUAUUAGUGAUGACUUGGUGCUAUUCUAGUGACAAACGAGCUCUGACACAAAGUUGUCAUUUAUCAUUUAAACACAGCAGUACAGCACCUUAAUGGCACCAAAUUAUCAAAAUUUUACAAUAUUUUUGCUGUCAUCAUUCCAUGUCAUGUUUAUUUUCUAAAGUCUAAGGGUUUGACUAAUAUCAGGGUAAUCCCUUGAUUUUUAAUUUCAGGUUAUUUUACAAAAAUAAAAAAGGUGGAUUUCAAUAGACAAGUUGCGAGUAGAAAUAAUCUUGAUAUAUGUCAUUUAAAAUUCAAACUUCAGUCAGAGUGAUACCAUACUUAAAAUCUACAUGUAAAUUUAAAUCUAGAAAUGUUGUUUUAAAAAGUGUUUCUCAACUUUGAAAAUUUAGUUUU